CUGUCGGAUUGACAACCGCCACGGUCGCCGUCGCCUGUGCCACCCUAUCCGCUGCCUCAGAUACGUUUCCUGUAAUCAGCUUCCAAACAAUUGCCGAAUCGAUUCUGGCCUUCGUUGAGCCCAGCCCACUUUCUGUUAUUGGGAUUUCGACACACUCUUUUCUCGUAGGUUGUUUGGGAACUUUUGAAUGGAUGCGAAUAAUUGGAGACCUACUCAAGGUGCAGAACCCGGAAUUGAGGCCGGGGACUGGAGGUCUCAAUUGCAGCCCGAUUCUCGACAACGAAUUGUCAACAAAAUAAUGGAGACACUGAAGAGGCACCUUCCUGUUUCUGGUCAAGAGGGAUUGAGUGAGCUACGAAAAAUUGCUAUAAGGUUUGAGGAAAAGAUUUAUACUGCUGCUACGAGUCAGUCAGAUUACCUAAGGAAAAUAUCUCUGAAGAUGCUUACUAUGGAAACCAAAUCUCAGCCCCAUAUGGGAACUUCAUUACCAUCCAAUCCUAUGGUGCCUAGCAAUAAGCCUCUGGAUUCUGCAUCACAAAGCAUGCAGUCUCAAGUUCUUAACCCAGGGCAGUCAGUUUCUGUUCCUCAGUCAUCCAAUCAGCCUCAGUCACGCCAGCAAAUACUCUCCCAGAAUAUCCAAAAUAACAUUGUUUCUCAGAGUUCAUCUAGCUUAUCUUCUGCAGUACCUCCUGUCGCCGGAUUAGCUUCAUCUUCAAUGUCAAACAUGGUUGGUCAGAAUCCAAGCAUGCAAAAUGUAUCUGGAGUUCCACAGAAUUCUGUUGGAAAUGCUAUGGGCCAAGGGGUUCCUUCCAACGUAUUUACCAACUCUCAGAGGCCACUACAAGGAAGACAAGUAGUUCCCCAACAACAACAACAACAGCAGCCACAAACCCAGCAGCAGCAACAGCUUCUAUAUCAGCAACAACAGAUGCAACAGAUGAUAAAGCAGAAGUAUCAGCAGGGAGGUAUAUCACACCCACUUAUGCAGCCUCACAUCCCACAACAGCAACAAAAUCUAAUACAACCAAAUCAACUGCAAUUGUCUCAGCAAUCUGUCAUGCAACCUUCUAUGAUGCAACCUUCGCUCUCUAAUCUUCAGCAAAACCAGCAAUCUCCCAUUCAACAGCCCACUCAAUCCAUGCUUCAGCAGCCUCCACAGCCAGUUCUUAGGCAGCAACCACAGUCCCAACAACAUACUGUCAUGCAUCAGCAGCCUACAAUAUCACAGCAGACGAGCUUGCCUUCACAGCAGCAGCAACAGCUAAUUAGUCAACAAACAAAUUCUUCAAACAUGCAGCAGAGUUCAUUAAUCGGGCAGCAAAACAGUGUUGGGGACAUGCAGCAACAGCUGCCUCAACAAUCAAGGUCGCACGGGCAGCAGAGCAAUCUGUCAAACAUGCAGUCUUCGCCAUCGCAGCAGCAGCAGCUCAUGGCUCAGCAAAGCAACCUAUCAAAUUUGCAGCAGCAGCAGUUAGGACCUCAAAGUAAUGUUUCUGGACUACAGCAGCAAAUGCAUGGAACUCAGUCGGGUAACUCAAACAUGCAAUCAAAUCAGCACUCCAUGCAUAUGCUGCAACAGAACAAGGUUCAAAUGCAGCAGCAACCUGCACAAAAUACAUCAAAUUUAUUGUCAACGCAAGGUCAGCAAGGACAACUUCAGUCAUCCCAACAGCUGAUGUCACAGAUUCCAUUGCAGUCCACACAAGUUCCACAACAGGUACCUUUACAGCAGCAGCAGCAGCCGCCGCCGCCAAAUGCAAUGUCGCACGAGCUCCAACAAAGGCUUCAAGUUGGAGGUCAAGCACCAGGCUCCUUGCUUCAAUCACAAAAUGUAAUGGAUCAGCAAAAGCAGUUGUUUCAUUCACAAAGAGCUCUUCCAGAGACAUCGUCAACAUCUUUAGAUUCCACGGCUCAGACAGGACAGGCCAAUGGUGGUGAUUGGCAAGAGGAGAUUUAUCAGAAGAUUAAAGCUAUGAAGGACUUGUACUUUUUUGAAUUGAAAGAAAUGUACCAUAAAAUUCUUCCUAAAGUGCAUCAGUUUGAAAGUCUUCCACAACAACCAAAGAUAGAGCAGCUAAAUAAAUUGAAGGCAUUUAAGGGCAUUUUGGAACGCCUUUUGACAUUCUUACAGGUUUCAAAAAAUAAUAUCACACUUGAAUUGAAAGAUAAGAUAGGCCAUUAUGAGAAGCAGAUUGUUAGUUUUUUAAAUUCCAAUAGGCCAAGGAAUCGAAUCUCUACACUACCGCCGGGACAACAUCCUCCCUCUCACAUGCAAUCCAUACAGCAGUCACAAUCACAGAUGACCCCGUUACAGUCUCCUGAAAAUCAAAUUAAUUCCCAACUGCAUUCUGCAAACAUGCAAGGUUCUGUGGCUCCAGUGCAGCAGAACAAUAUGAACAAUAUGCAGCAUAAUUCUCUUCCAACUUUUUCAGGAUCAGCAGCACAACAAAACAUGACGAUCCCAAUGCAGCCUGGUUCCAGUUUGGAAUCAGGACAAGGUAAUUCACUGAGCUCAUUGCAGCAGGUUGCUGUUGGGUCUUUGCAACAGAAUCCUGCAAACAAUUCCCAACGGGCAAAUAAUAGUUCUUUGCCAUCACAAAAUGGGGUGAACUCUCUGCAGCCAAACAUCAAUUCUCUUCAAUCAAAUCCUAAUAUGCUUCAACAUCAACAUCUGAAACAACAGGAUCCGCAACAGAUGCUGCAAUCGCAACAACAGCUUAAACAACAAAUGCAGCAGAGACUGAAGCAGCAGGUGUUGCAGCACCAGCAACAGCAGCAACAGCAGCAACACCCGCAGCAACAGCAACCACAAUUACAUCAGCAACAGUCACAGCUACAUCAGCAAGGAAAGCAGCAGCUACCCACACAAAUGCAGGCGCACCAAAUGUCACAACUUAAUCAAAUGGAGAUUAGCGAACUGAAAAUGAGACAGGGGCUUGCUGUGAAGCCAGGGAUGUUUCAGCAUGUCCCAACAACUCAGCGCUCAGCUUAUACCCAUCAGCAGAUGAAACCAGGAACUUCAUUUCCUAUUUCUCCGCCAAUCUUUCAAGCUGCAUCCCCUCAAGUCACCCAAAAUUCUUCUCCUCAAGUCGAUCAACAAAGUCUGCUUUCAUCCAUUACUAAGACUGGAACACCUUUGCAAUCUGCAAGCUCCCCUUUUGUUGUACCAUCUCCUUCAACGCCUAUGGCUCCAUCUCCAAUGCCUGGUGAAUCUGAAAAACCCACUUCUGGUGUCUCAACACAUACAAAUGUUGGGAAUGCGGGACAACAAACUAGCGUGUCUGCAACACAAGCCCAAUCUCUUGCCAUUGGCACCCCUGGGAUAUCUGCCUCACCAUUGCUAGCUGAGUUUAGUGGUACAGAGGGCGCUUGUGCCAAUGCAUUACCAACCGUUUCCGGCAAAUCGAGUUUUACAGAGCAGCCUCUUGAACGUUUGAUUAAAGCUGUUAAAUCAAUGUCACCUAAAGCUUUGAUUUCCUCUGUCAAUGGCAUUGGAUCAGUUGUCAGUAUGAUUGAUAGGAUAGCAGGCUCGGCCCCUGGUAAUGGGUCGAGAGCUGCCGUUGGGGAGGAUCUGGUUGCCAUGACAAAAUGUCGGCUGCAAGCAAGAAAUUUUGUUCCCCACGAUGGACCAAAUGGAACCAAAAAGAUGAGACGCCACACGAGUGCAAUGCCCUUAAAUGUUGUUUCAUCAGCUGGCAGCAUAAAUGAUGUUUUUAAACCGUUGACUGGUGCUGAGACAUCUGAUCUUGAGUCAACUGCAACAUCUAGUGCCAAAAGGCCCAGGGUUGAGGCCAAUCAUGUUCUUCUGGAAGAAAUAAGGGAAAUAAACCAGCGUCUUAUUGACACUGUGGUUGUAAUCAGUGAUGAAGUAGUUGAUCCAAGUGCUUUAGCGGCUGCUGCUGAUGGGAGUGAAGGAACAAUUGUCAAGUGUUCUUUUAGUGCUGUGGCUCUCAGUCCCAGCUUAAAAUCCCAGUACACUUCUGCACAAAUGUCUCCAAUUCAGCCUCUUCGGUUACUUGUUCCUACAAAUUAUCCAAAUUGUUCUCCGGUACUCCUAGACAAGUUUCCUGUUGAAGUCAGGUUUGUACAUGGGAUCUGCUUUUUGUUUGUCAUCUGUUUUCCUUUUCUAAACAAAUUCAGUUCUAUCUUCCACAAACCCCUCUUCCCAGAACAGAUAAAGUAUAUAUGUAGCAGGCUAUUUGCAUCAAAUAAAAAAAAUGAUUUCAUAAACCUAUACAAAAUUGCAAAUAUAUGUACCAUUUUAAUUCUAAUCUAACUAGGAAGGAUAAACAAAUAGACCAUUAGUAGAUUCAAAAGCUUAAACUAACAGGGCUAUGGUGAUUACAAUUGUUUAAUAUGUGUUCUCGCACCUAGACUUAUCAGCAUGAAUUAUUAAUAUAAAAUUUAGAGAAAAUGACUUAGCAAAAGUGUGAACUCAUAAUAUUUUGCAUUCAUACCAUGCUACAUCACGACUAGACCCAAGAGCUUAAACUAUUGGACCAAGAUAAACUUAGUUUCUUUAUUAUAUUGGAAUAAAAUUUGAAAGUCAUCCUUGAUUUUAGGACAAUUCUAAUCAAUCUGAUUUAUACUUAGAGUUAGAGAAUUUGUAUGAUUUAUUUAAUAGUAGUCUUAGUCUAUUUGUUAAUUUGGAUUAUAGUGUUUAAUUCAUAUUUUAGGCUUAAUUAAUUACUUCUUAAUUUUUUGUAAGGCUAUGUAUAGCCACUUUAGGGUUGUAUUUAGAAGGUUUUGAAGUCAUAUUGAAAAAAGACUUUGUUCUGGAGAGUUUUCUCACUCUUGGGAUGGAUUUUUCUUGUUUGAUCAUGGAUUUGGCAUAAAACCCAAACCAGUUGCAUCAUCUUAGGUAUUUGUGCAUCCUCAUGCCUACGUUUUGAUGGAAGCAUAGGCUAGGUAGGCUGUCAGAUUGCAGAUUGAUUCUUUGAAGAUAUACAUAUGACAAAUUGACCAAGCAAUUGUCUACCUUCUCUCGUGAAUGCUUUAUCAAUCGCACCCUAUAGUUUGAUCAAGUCAAAUUGGAUUGUAGGGUAGUUAAUGGAGAUUUGAGAAAGAAAAAUGGCAUGUACUUCUCUAUUUAUGAUAGGAAACAAAGGUAAAGUUUUGUUUCCUUUAUUUUUUUUCUUAAAAUAAGAACGUAUUAAUCAGAGCCUCUCAAUUGUGGAGGAUUUAAUUAAGGCUAUACUAACGAAAAAGACUGAAGUAAUUUGAACAAGGUUACAAAAAUCAAAGAAAUAAAUGGACGUAUUUUCGAAGAUCCUUCAAUUCUGUUCUUUCCAAAGCUCCCACAAAAGGGCAGGAGCAGCACAACCCCAUCGAAUUUUAGCUUUACCUUUGAGGUGCCAACUUCUAAGAGCUUCCACCAGCCACUCGAAUUUAUUAGGAAGACAGAGGUUGAUGCCAAAAGCUCUAAAGAGUUGCUUCCAGCUUCUUCUAGCAGAAUUACAAUUUAGCAAAAGGUGAUUGUUGAAGUCCACAUCUUUGUGGCAUAAAGAGCAAGUCGAUGGAGACAUACAAAGACUCCUAAACUUCUUUUGCAUUUUCUCACGAGUAUUUAGACUACUGUGGGCAAGACUUCAAAGGAAGAGUUUAACCGGGUACCAAAAUUCCAAAUCAUCUUAAUCCAUGGAGAAUUAAGAUUGUGGGUGGUUUCAGUUUCAGUGAGUUUGUGGAACCUCGAAUGGGUAGAGAAAACACCAGAACUUGCCAAAGAUCAAUAAGCUCUAUUAAUGCUGCCCACACUCUGAUAGCGUUGAUCUUCCGAAGCCAAGGUCCCAAUCAAGAUGAAUAUAAUUCCAACAAAAGAUUCCCUCUCAACCCCAUUAAAGAUUCUACUAUUUGACUCUCUCCAAGUACCCCACUUCCAUGAAAGGUUAAGUUUUUUGUUCGGUAGGUUUUCUAUAGGGGAAGGGUUAAUACCUUAGUCAGAGUGUCAAGGAAGGUGCUAACUUGAUGGAGUUGUCGUGUAAGGUGUUGCAUUCUUUGUAGGAGGGCAAUAGAGGACCUUGAUCAUAUGCUAUGGAGUUGUGAUUUAGCUUAUGCUAUCUGGACUUGUUUCUUUGAUGGGUAUGGUUUUGAUUUGGCUAGACAUCAUGAUUGAAAAAAAUUGUAGAGAGAUGGUCGAGGAGGCCAUUUGGUACAAGAGAAUUCUGGGUUGAACACGAGAAUACUGUAUUCCCAGGCAUCCUCUUCGCCUAUGCAUAAGAGGUAUUCCAUGCCCUUGUAAAAGGGUGAGUUUUCUCUUUCUCCCCCCUCAUUCAUUUACAUUUUAUUUUGAAUGUAGUUAAUUAUUUAAACUAGUUGAUAUUAAUUUACCAAAAUCAAUUCAAUUAAUUAUUUAACUAGAAUAACUCAAUAAUAUUUCAUUAAAAUUUUACCAAUCAAAACUCAUUAAAUGAAUGUGGUUACUUAUUUUACUGCAUUGUUGAUUAAUUAGUAAUCAAUAUCUUUUACAGUAAAAUCAUCCUUCAAAUUUGUCUUCCAGCCUUAGUUGUGAGUCUUCUUCCAGUUUUGUCAGUCUCAUUCCCGAGUCUGCUUCCAGUUUUAAAUCUUUGCCUUCUGAAAGCGAAGUUAUGUUCAUGGCACUUUUGUCUCGGUCUCCCAAAUUUUUCAUAUCUUGAAAAAUUAUUUCCUCAUUUAUUCAUGAAUAAAAAGUCGAGUCAUCUUCCGUGUGAAAUUUGUGAACUCUUCAAACAUACCAUAACAGUAACUUUUAUUGAUGACCAUAUAAGACUCACAUGGACAUAUUUCAUGAAGGAUAAAUCUGAAACAUCAACUAUCUUUCAAUCCUUCUAUUCUAUGAUUUUGACUCAAUUUCAAAGUUCGAUUCAUGUCCUUAGAACCGACAAUUCUGGAGACUUUCAAUUCAAUUCUUAGAUCAUUUCUUCAUCUCAGGGUAUUGUUCACACUUGUUCAUGUGUGGAUAUACCCCUCAACAAAAAAGCUUAAUCAUUCAGCAUAAAAGCAAUUUAAAAAAAAAAAA
Messenger RNA from Benincasa hispida (wax gourd), 6994 nucleotides. Its product is annotated as mediator of RNA polymerase II transcription subunit 15a-like. NCBI's taxonomy places the organism in Eukaryota, Viridiplantae, Streptophyta, Magnoliopsida, Cucurbitales, Cucurbitaceae. Gene Ontology annotation, biological process: regulation of DNA-templated transcription. Gene Ontology annotation, molecular function: chromatin DNA binding; transcription coactivator activity. The record is from RefSeq and is a predicted model, not a curated record.